UUUUAUGACAAUCUAAUAAAUACUCUCGACUGUUAAUUUGAUAACAAUGUUGCUUUAGACAUGAAGGUCCUCGUGGCUUUGGCUGGAUUUAUAGCGCUGUGCUCGUGUAGUGCAAUCCCCCAGGUUCCUGGUGACAACAGUCACUAUGUAGAAGGUGUGAGUCGCUUCAUCUGGAUGCCAGAUGGUGACGGCGUGCCGCAUCUUGUAGACUUGGAAGAACGCGUGGACCACAGCGUACUAAAUUCCAGAAAUGGCGCUAAUAACCAAUACUUUUUAUUCACAAGACAAAACGCGAACUCUCCACAAAUCAUCAUCAAUGGCGACGUCAACUCUGUAAAGAACUCGAACUAUCGCGCUAACCGUCCCACCAAAGUCAUUGUCCAUGGAUGGAACAGCGAUAGAAACUCUAAAGUUAACACAGAGAUCACGUCAGCCUUCCUCGCUGUUGAAGAUGUGAACGUAAUCGUAGUGGAGUGGCGUCGCCUGGCCAAUUCCAACUACAUCAGCGCUUCCAAUGGUGUUCCCGGUGUUGGGCAAUUUCUCGGUGACUUCUUAAUUUGGCUUUUCAACACCAAUGGCGGCAACUGGAAUCAGCUUCAUUUAAUUGGAUUCAGUUUGGGAGCUCACGUUGUAGGAAACGCCGGCCGUGUUGCUGGCGGUAGACCUGCCCGCGUCACUGGUCUUGACCCAGCUGGCCCCAGGUGGGGAGGAAACAACCAGGCUCUGAACAGUAAUUCCGGACAAUAUGUUGAAGCUAUCCAUACUGAUGGAGGUAUAUUAGGCAUUUUCGACCAAAUCGCAGACGCUGACUUCUACCCGAAUGGAGGCAGAAAUCGACAACCUGGUUGCUGGAUCAGCACAUGCUCACACAGUCGUGCUUACGAGUUAUUUGCUUCAAGUGUACACACUAACCACUUCCUAGCAAGAAAGUGCAAUGACAUCAAUGAAGCGAGAAACAACAAAUGUAGUGGGCCAUCUCUACAUAUGGGUAAUAACAACCUCAAUAAACGCGGGACCGGUAUUUACGGUUUGACAACUGGCAGAUAUUGGCCUUUCUGAACAACUGAUAAUAUUCAACCGAAUAAAUUACUUUUUUUAUAUUUUA
Messenger RNA from Manduca sexta (tobacco hornworm), 1105 nucleotides. RefSeq names its product pancreatic triacylglycerol lipase. The record is from RefSeq and is a predicted model, not a curated record. The transcript has 5 exons. The coding region runs from base 61 to 1059 and encodes 332 amino acids. Gene Ontology annotation, molecular function: lipase activity. Lineage: Eukaryota; Metazoa; Arthropoda; Insecta; Lepidoptera; Sphingidae. Gene Ontology annotation, biological process: lipid metabolic process.